Molecule: messenger RNA, 1419 nt
Organism: Sclerotinia borealis F-4128
Lineage: Eukaryota; Fungi; Ascomycota; Leotiomycetes; Helotiales; Sclerotiniaceae
Source: the annotation of a GenBank genome assembly
AUGGUGUUGAGAUAUGUCCAUCGCAUAAUCGCCGAGUUGGGCCUCGUUACUCUCUACAAAUCAUCCCUCGAUACCAAACUUCUAUGUCUCCAGCGUUUCACCCGAAUGUUCGCAUAUGCUACAGCCACCCUGAUCCUUGUUGAAUACCUCUCUGCACUUGACAUCUCGAAGACGAAAAUAGGCCUUUUCAUGACCUUGACAUUGGUUGGUGAUACAUUGAUUAGUUUUGUUCUUACACUAUUCGCAGAUGCGCUGGGAAGGAAAGCCAUAUUGGCGGUGGGAUCGGGAUUAAUGAUGGGGAGCGGCAUCGUUUUUGCUCUUUGUGAGAACUACUGGGGUCUACUUGCUGCUGCGGUGUUGGGAGUUAUCAGUCCCAGUGGAAACGAAAUCGGUCCAUUCCGAGCAAUUGAAGAAUCGACCCUCGCGCAACUUACUCCCGCCUCAAAUCGAAGCGACAUAUAUGCGUGGUAUUCAUUGAUAGGAACAGCUGGCCAGGCGUGUGGAUUUGUUGUUUCUGGUUGGGUAAUUAUUUAUCUUCGGAAUGAACCAGGCUGGACGGAUAUUUCUAUAUAUCGAGCUGUAUUUUGGAGCUAUGCGAUAUUUGGAUUCAUUAAACUUCUACUUUCGGUGGGACUUAGCCAGGCAGUCGAGGUCGAAGAGAAAGUUGCGCCAAUCGAUGAUCCGGAGACUGCCCCACUUCUGGGAGACGGAAGGGAGGAAGUGGUAGCUACGAAGAAAGGUUAUUUUGCGUCGAAGUUGCCCAGUGUGAGCAAGGAGAGUAGGGUUGUUGUGCUAAAUCUUUGCCUCUUGUUGGGGCUUGAUUCUUUCGCAUCCGGUCUUGUACCUCUCUCAUGGGUGACUUAUUUCUUCCAUGAAAAGUUUGGCAUUGAAGAAGGGAGAUUGGGUUCUCUUUUCUUCACCACAAGCAUCAUAUCAGCUGGCUCCAUGCUAGUCGCUUCAUCUCUAGCAAAACGUCUUGGAAAUGUCAAGACAAUGGCAUUCACACAUCUCCCCUCCUCCAUCUUUCUCUCUUUGAUUCCGGUUCCUUCUACUCUCCCCUCAGCAAUAACUUUCCUCAUCCUUCGGCACUCCACCUCGUCUAUGGACCAAGCACCACGUACCGCAUUUAUUGCCGCAAUUGUCCAUCCACACGAACGUACCGCAGUCAUGGGUCUUAUCAAUGUAGUGAAGACAUUUGCGCAAAGUCUUGGCCCAGUCAUCACGGGUGUGUUGGCUGGGAGGAAUCUUUUCUGGGUUGUAUUUGUUUCUGCAGGAGCACUGAAAGCAAGUUAUGAUUUAGGGCUGCUGGCUAUCUUUGCAGGUCACAAGACGCAUGAUGAUAGAGUGGAAGAAGAGAGGAGAGCGUUAGAAGUGGAGGCAAGAGCAGCUGUUGAGAGAAGUACGGGAGCUGAGUCGUAG